Messenger RNA from Porites evermanni, 2051 nucleotides. The record is from the annotation of a GenBank genome assembly. Lineage: Eukaryota; Metazoa; Cnidaria; Anthozoa; Scleractinia; Poritidae.
AUGACCACGUUAGAAAGGACUUUUCGGCUGUUGGACGCUCUGGGACUGUUCAUCGUCACUCGAUUUCCAUUUAUCGAGUUAUUUCUGCUUCUUAUGUCCACCGGAGAACGAGCUGAAAAAGCUCCAGGGCUUAAGAUAACGAGCUUCAAGGACACGUUGAGGCAAGAGUACAUUCUCGUGUACUUGAAUGCCGCGAUCUUCUUUGUCUGUGGAACGGGAAUGACCUUGGAUAUCAAAAGAAGGAAAUGUGGCUUUGCUGCACUUUUGCACGCAAUAGUUUAUACAGCGGUGACUCUUUAUCAAACAGAGCGUUACUCGGAAUUUUUGAUUGUAAGUGCUUGAAGAACAAUGGUCGUGACUUAUUGUUAUAACUGGUGUGUAACGUAAUGUUACACGAUUCACUUUCAAUCAAGAAUAUUUAUGGUGUUUUGUUGGUUAAAAAAAACUCUCUGUUGGUAAUGUUCAGUGAAAAAUCGGGCUGGGUGACACGUCUGCAUAAAAAUGUAGAUGAAAGUUAAUCAAAGUUUGCAUAAUUUAUCAAGAUUAUCAGGUAGCCCCCUGGUACUGAAUUGAGACGUUGUGAGGGUUGUGCUUUGUUUUACUUGUACCUCUUCUGUUUAUAGAGGCACUGGAUGGAAAAAACAUGAAAACUAUAAACCACAAACUGAAAAAUCUCUUUUCCUAGCUUCAGACUUAAAACUUCAAAGGACUAUAUUAUCCAAAGUAAAGCCAGAAGAGAGUCAUGAAAUCUGACUGAACAGCUCUUUUCCUCUCUUUAGAAUAAGAUGUGAAGUUUCUUCCAGAUACUGAAUAUUGCUGCUUGUGAGCUGUGGGUUUAUACAUCUUUGUUAGGGGGUUUUAGGAGAGGGUAUCAAUGGGACGGUAUAGCUUUGACGGUGGAUGGUUCAUUUUUUCCAGUUUUGACGGAUAGUGGUUAAAUUUCUCAAGCUUUUGACAGUUGAUGAUUAUCAAGUGAAAUUUGGUUGAAAAGUUUAGGUUAAUAUUACCUUCUGCAUAAGUUAAUAGUAACUUUUGUUCUGGAGAAUGUCUUGGACUUUCACUUACAAAAUUUCAAAAUAUUUUCAGAUAUAAGCAAGUGGUAAGGUGAUGUAGUGUCUAGUAUCCAGAGAAAGUGUUUUUCGAAACAUGGAUACUGAUUUUUCCAGUUUAGAGAUUCUUCAGAAACCAGAAGUCAAUUAUGAUCAGCUGAAAUUGCAAGAUUAUAAAUAUCUCGAAACAUUUGACGGUUAAUAUUUAUCUGCAUUUUUGAUGAUUGAUGGCUAAAAAUUACCUGUUUUGACGGCUGAGGAUUAAAUUUUAGGCCGUUUGACGGCUGAUGGUUAACCUCAUUGAGACCUUCUUAGGAAGGCUUACAUCUGAUUGAGCUUAAAGCCGGAAUAUAAAAAGCGCUUUGCAACAAGAUAUAGUAGGGCUGAUCAAAACAGGUUUUGCUUUUACUGGUUUUUAAUUAAACCUCAAAACAUUACCAUAAAUCAAAUUCAAGAAAACAACAGCUAAUGGGGGCUUAUAUCUGAUGGGGCUAAUAGUCAGUUGUACUUGUUUUUGCUUACAGGUGAAAUGAGUAAACCUGGAACUGGGAGAAAUAAAGCAUUAUGAGCAGAUGGGGGAUAGAUUUCUAAACAACUUGCAUCUUAAUAGAUUAAGCUUGUCUCUUUGAAAUGAUUAGAAACAGAAUUUGCACUAUUAAAAGAUUGCAAUAUAAUCAUUUUUUCCCUCUUUUUGCCCAGGUCAGGAUGGCAUUUAGAACUGCAGCUGUAUGUGCUGGAUAUCUGUUUGUUGCUGGUGGACUCACAGACAGCAAAAAAGGUCAUGCAACCGUGACACAAGCUCUGCAAUUAGCUCGACAAAUUCUUGCAUUUUAUCUGUUCUGUAAUGCUUACAUGGUGUGGGCGAGUGACGAGGAUCGCCUUGCACAUAUUAAGAACAUUCCUGGUGGUCAGAUCAUGAUCUUUAUAGUGAUUGCACUCUAUGUCAUUCCUGGACUCUGUAUUUAUGGUGGAUUUGAGGCAGGUUACUUUGCACGAAUUGUU